AUGCCUCCCUUCUCAAACCUCCACUCCUCCACCCUCUCCCACAGCACCACCUCCUCUUACCCCUCAGCAACAGCGGUCUUCUUCUCCAUCCCCGAACUACUCCAACUCCUCGGCUACUUUCUUACAGCGCAAGAUAUUGCUCUCUUCCGAGCAACCAACAAAACCUACUACCGAGCCUUCCACACCCUCUUCUGGCAGACCGUUGACCUCCUUGGUGAUGGGAAUUCGUUCGACCACCCUGACAGCAAAACCAUCCGUCUGUUGGAUUCCCGUCCGGCGACUAGAGCUUUCGCACUCAACCAACGAUAUAUCCGGUCUUUGUCCUGCCAGUCGUCGUUUAUUGCCCACCAUUUCUAUGGACUGUGUGUGCUGAUGGAUGUUGUCAAGUACCUCAAGCCCGGUGUAGCCUUGAUGGAUGUAUCCUCGAGAGAUACAAUACAGGAUAUGACGGCGACUGCGCAGGAGAUGCUGGCAAAGACGACCUUACACGAGGGGACGACAGUCUCAAAACGCCCAGGAUGGCUCCUCGCCAGCUCUAUCAGUUCCCCCUACGGACACGUAUCGAACGUCCCGGCCGUCUACACCGCCAACGCAGGAUUGCUCUUCCCACCCCUGACGAACCUAACCCGCUUGGAGUGCGCGCUCAAGGUCCAGUGUAUUACAAAUUGGCGGUCUCGCCCCGUCCGAUGCCCCAUCUCAAAAUCGUCGAUCAACAUGUUUCUCUGCUGGAUCUUGUAUUUCAACAAGGCGCUCACGCAUGUCAAAAUCGACGGUGUUGACUUGACGACGCUGUGGCCGGUUAGUAUCUUGGCACAUACACUUUCGGGAUUGGCGUAUCUGAGAUCUUUGGAGCUUUCGACGGAGAUGACGACUCAGGACCUGACCAAGGAUCUUGUGGGGGAGUACUUGUUGUUUCAUUGUAGUCAUACGCUGGAGGUGUUUCAUCUGAAAGCUGAGGUUGGAGGUGCGACUAAGGUGGUUCCGGUGGUGGUGACGCCUUGGUAUGACCAUACGAUGACGGAGGAGUACUUUUUGGGGAAUGCACUGCGGGAUUGGAUGGACUCUUCGUAUACACCGGGUCAGGGUGGUUGGGUUGGGAUUCCGAGGAGGCCGAUGCCGCUCUUGAAGAGUUUGCGGAUGCCUGAUAAGCCUGAAGUAGGGUACGCAGAUGAGUUUUGUCCUGUUCUGGAGAACUGUCCGGCGUUGGAGACCUUGGUCUUACCCACAGUCGGACAUCGGCCCUUCAGUCUUGGCAAGUUGCUGUGCAUUAUCAAGAAUCAGCGCUUGCGACUCAAGAGGAUCACGGUCGACUAUCCCAGGAAACACGACGAGUUCCAUGAGACCCCCGGGAACAUCAUUGAUAUCCUUGACCAACAUACUCUCGAGGCAUUCAACAUCUCGUUCUUCAAGGAAGGGCCUUUCACCUGUCUGACCUCUAAGUUGUUCCGGCACUCGGAAACGCUCUGCGACCUCACCUUUGACGCCGUGAAAUCCCUCUACUCGACCACCAUCCUGGACCUCCUCUGCAAUUGCCCCGCUCUCAAGAAACUGGUCGUGCGCGGUGGAGGCGACAUCAAAGACAACAGCUUGGACGACAUUCAGCGUCUGCAAGACAUCUCUCUCGCCAUAACCCACGCAAUCGCAAAACCUUGGGCCUGUCUCCGCCUUUCACACCUUGAAAUCCCUGUCAUGUUGGAUUGGUUCGCAUACACCCCAAUUUCUCCAGAAAAAGAUGCUAGCUCGGAUUGGUUCCAUGAUUGGAGGCACACUCAAGGCGACUCGAACUGGGAGACGCUCAAGAAGUUCUAUCACCAGAUUGGAAGGCUACAUCAGUUGGAAAUCCUAGACUUGAAGGCCUGUUUGGUUUACCCGGCCUCUACCGCAUCCGGCGCCACCUGGAGCGACAUCACUCUCCCAGGAAUGUUACUCAUGCCCUUCACGCCAAAGCCAUCCAUGUUUUCGUCACCAAGGAACCAUAAUAUCACCCCCGGGUUUCUGGAUCUAUUGGGCGGGUUGACAAAACUGAGGGAGCUUCGCGGAUCGGUCCGGGUGGAUCUUCCCGUGAUGAGGUCGGCUAUGCGACUGGAUUCGUAUCGAUGGAUGGGGAAACAUUGGCCCAUGUUGAAGGUUGCCGAGUUCUUGCUGCCUGGGUAUCAGUCCGAACUUGUGUACACUUUGCCUCCGCACAUUACUUGGUUGUUUACGGAGCGGUCUUCUUUGAAGCUUGCUGCUGACAAGAAGCCCGACAAGGCAGCACCCAAGUAA
This is a messenger RNA of Linnemannia hyalina, 2265 nucleotides long. The record is from the annotation of a GenBank genome assembly. NCBI's taxonomy places the organism in Eukaryota, Fungi, Mortierellomycota, Mortierellomycetes, Mortierellales, Mortierellaceae.